AGUAUUAUUCUCCUAGUGCACCCAGCUAGGGUUUAGGGUUUGUAGUGCCUUUGACCCUUAAACCCCAGUUGCAUUCGGGUUCAUGUGCUUGGGAUAUCUUUAGAAUGUUCUAGUGUAUCAAAGCCGCAGGUGUCCCUAGGGUGCUGCUCCUAUUCAAAUUUGGACUGUAGUUUUGAACGGAGGUUCAGGUUUGUGAUGUGUGUUUGGAUUGAAUUCACGGCGGUGGCGUGAGAUCGUCAAACACGAUGGUAUCUGCGUUGGGCUUAGCGGGGAAAAGCUCCCAGGGCAAGCAGAAGCAGCACCGUCAGCCGCAAGCAGGACCUGCCAAGGAGAAGAAGAAGCAAAUUGACAAAAAGAAACGUGGUGUGGAUGGUGGAAAGGAAAGGAACCCUAAGGCAUUUACCUUCAAUUCAGCCAAGAAGGCUCAUCGUUUACAGGCCCGCACAGCAGAGAAAGACCAGCGACGACUUCAUGUACCUAUAAUAGAUCGAGCCACUGGUGAACCCCCACCGUACGUAGUUGUUGUCCAUGGACCACCGCAGGUUGGAAAGACUCUUUUGAUUCAAUCCUUGGUGAAACAUUAUACAAAGCACAAUCUUUCUGAAGUGCGAGGUCCAAUUACUGUUGUAUCAGGUAAGCAGAGGAGGCUUCAGUUUGUGGAGUGUGCAAAUGAUAUUAAUGCUAUGAUCGAUGCUGCCAAGUUUGCGGACCUAGUGCUUCUCCUUACAGACGGGAGCUAUGGCUUUGAGAUGGAAACAUUUGAGUUUCUCAACAUUCUGCAAGUUCAUGGUUUUCCAAAAGUCAUGGGAGUGCUAACGCACUUAGACAAGUUUAAAGACGCGAAGCGUUUGAGGAAAACCAAGAAAAAACUGAAGAAUCGUUUUUGGACAGAAAUCUAUGACGGUGCCAAAUUAUUUUAUCUCUCUGGACUUGUCUAUGGAAAAUAUCCAAAGCGAGAGGUCCACAAUUUGGCUAGAUUUAUCUCAAUUGCAAAGUUUCGGCCUCUUUCAUGGCGGGCAGUGCAUCCCUAUAUCUUAGCAGAUCGUUUUGAAGAUUUGACACCUCCCGAAAGAGUUCAAGAAGACCCCAAAUGUGAUCGCAAUGUAGCACUUUUUGGUUACCUGCGUGGUAGCAAUCUCAAGUUAGGAAUGAAGGUGCACAUAGCAGGGGUUGGUGACUGCAAGUUAGCUGGAGUAUCGGCACUUGAGGAUCCCUGUCCUCUUCCUUCGGCUACAAAGAAGAAGGGGCUAAGAGAGAAAGAAAAACUUCUAUAUUCACCUUGGUCGAAUGUUGGGGAGGUGCUUUAUGAUAAAGAUGCUACUUAUGUGGAUAUCAAUGACCAUCAGGUGCAGUAUUCAAAAACUGAGCAAAAUGAGGCUGAACAGAGAGAUUUAGAAUCAGGAGUUGAGAACGAUGAUGUCGGCGUGACUAUGGUGAAGACACUUCAAAAUACUAAGUAUUCCAUAGAUGAGAAAUUGGAGAAGAGCUUUAUCCAGCUCUUCCGUGGCAGUGGCCCUAUGAAGCUAGAGGCUACUGAUUCUAAAGGUAAGGAAGAAAGUGGUGUGGAUGAAGUCGAAGAUGAGGACGAUGAGGAUAAUGAGGAUGAGGAAAAUGAGGAUGAUGAAGAGGAGGAAGGUGACGAGGACGAGGACGAGGACGAUGAUGAUGAUGAAGGGGUUGAAGAAGAUGUAUUGAGUCGGAAACGUAUCCUUCCUUCAACUAAUGGAAAGAUUACUAAGGAAAGUGAUGGUUCAGAUAGCGACGUCGAAGAUGAUGACGAGGAAGAAGAUGAUCCUAUAAAGUCUACUUCAGAGAAAAAGUUUUCAAAGGCAGUUCCUGAACGCGUUAAACCGUCUGAAGUAAAGGAGUUCAAAAAUGGCAGGAUAAGACGUAAAGCUGUUUUUGAGGACGACGAAGAGAUCGAAACUGGAACUACGAGGAUAGACAAUGAAGAGAAUGUUGUAUUUGAUGACUCAAGCGAUGAAUCUGAGGAUCUUGACGUGCCAAAGAAGCAGAUGAAACAAGACGGUGACGGGGAUUUUGACCAUAAUGAUUCUGAAGAAGACGAAGAUGAAGAUGGAUCUGAAGAAGAUGAUGGGGAAGAUGAGGAUGACGAUGAAGAUGAAUCCGAAGAUCAAGAAGAGGGCGAGCGAAAACCUAGGAAAUCGAGUCAGAACGACUCUGACAUGAAUGGGCCCACAAGGGAUGAACUCGAAAAAACAGCGGAAGGACAGUAUGGUCUGUCAGAAGAUGAUGGUUUAGUGACAGAGGGUCAUCUUGGAGAUGCAUCUCGGUGGAAGGAGGGGUUGUUUGCACGAGCCCUCGCUAAUGUGGAGAAGAAAAUAGAUUUGAUGCGCUUGGUGUAUGGUCAGCAAGAGACUUUACAAGGAAGCUCUUUACAGAACCAGGACUCUGAUAGUGAGGACGAGGAACUUUUUAGGUUGAGAAACGAGCGGCAUCAGAGUUCCAGUAAUGGAGCCACAAACCUAGAUGAUGCUGACGCAGAGGAUUGCAGUAGGCUAGAUAAGGAUCCAAACUCCUUCCAAGAUUGGCGUAAUCCUGAAGUUAUUGAAUCAAUACGUGACCGUUUUGUCACUGGAGAUUGGAAUAAAGCGGCUAAUAGGGGUAAGGCAAGGGAAAGCGCUGAUGACGAUACUGAGAUGUUUGGGGACGAUGAAGUAUUUGGAGAUUUCGAGGACUUGGAAACAGGAGAACAACAUGUUGCAGCCAAUCCUGAGGGAGAUGCUGAGGAAGACGCAAAGCCUGGUGGGCUUUCUGCAGAAGAAGAGGAUAGGCGUCUCAAGAAGCUUGCACUUCGAGCCAGAUUUGAUGCACAGUAUAAUGAGGGGUCGGAAGAUGUGGCUGAAGAACCAAUAGAAAACGAGAGCCGUAAGAAGUAUGGAGGGUCUGGAAAUGAAUCUGGCUCGAAGGACUACUUUGAUCAGAUUAAGGACGAGAUUGCCCUACGGAAACAGAAGAAUCUAGCCGAACUUGCAGAGGUGGAUGAAAUAACCAGGAUAGAGAUGGAAGGAUACCGAGGGGGUACCUAUUUGCGUCUUGAGCUUCACGGCAUGCCCUGUGAAAUGGUCCAGUACUUUGAUCCAACUAUUCCAUUGCUGGUUGGAGGAUUAAGUCGUGGGGAGGAAGCUGUCGGCUAUAUGCAGGUAAGGAUAAAACGACAUCGAUGGCAUCGGAAGGUUCUCAAGAAUCGGGAUCCACUUGUUGUCUCUGUUGGAUGGCGAAGGUUCCAAACGCUGCCUGUAUAUUCAAUAGAGGAUAGAAAUGGACGCCAUCGAAUGCUAAAAUACACGCCCGAGCAUAUGCAUUGUUUAGCCAGUUUUUGGGGUCCCAUAGCGCCUCCAAACUCUGGUCUUAUUGCCUUCCAACAUUUGAACAACGCACAGUCAUCAUUUAGGAUCAGUGCAACUGGUGUUGUUCUGGACCAAGAUCAAUCUGCCUCAGUAGUUAAGAAAUUGAAGCUUGUAGGCUACCCGUACAAGAUCUUUAAGAAGACGGCCUUCGUGAAGGAUAUGUUCACAUCUGCAUUAGAAGUCGCGCGUUUUGAAGGUGCUGCAGUUCGCACAGUUAGUGGCAUUCGUGGUCAGAUCAAGAAGGCCGUGAAAGCAGGGCAAGGGAAAGAACGGAAAGAGUGGAGAGAGGGCAGCGUCAGGUGUACGUUUGAAGACAAAAUUUUAAUGAGUGAUAUUGUGUUCCUUCGUGCUUGGACUAAAGUUGACAUUCCCAAAUUUUUCAAUCCGGUUACUACCUUGCUCCAAGCAAAGGAUGCUCAAUGGAAGGGUAUGAAGACAGUUGGGGAGCUUCGAAGGGAAAAGAAUCUGCCAGUUCCGGUCAACCAAGACUCUCUUUACAAGAAAAUCGAGAGAAAACCUCGACAUUUCAACGCACUCAAAGUACCAAAAUCGUUGCAAGAGGCUUUGCCAUUUAAAAGCAAGCCUAAGGAUCAGAAAAAGCGGAAGAAUCCACUGCUUGAGACGAAGAGGGCUGUUCUGAUGGAACCACAUGAGCGCCACGUGGUUACGCUGGUCAAUCAACUCAGCUUAAUACGCAAUGAAAAGGCAAAGAAGCGAAAGGUGGAGCAGGAUAAGAAACGGAAGGCAUACUUACUCAAGCAAUCUGCCCAAGAAGAGGUGUCCAAAAAGAGGAGGCGUGAAGAGGCAAAGGAUCGCUACCGUGAGAAAGCUCGGCAAGAAAAGAGCAAUGGUCCACGACAGUAUGGCAGUAAGAAAUCCCGAAAUGCAGACGAUUAAUGAGUCCACUUAGUGUUUUUAUGCAGCUAUAUGUCUCCGGAACCUGAAACCCCCAUAACCUACAUUUUUCCUUUUUUCGAAUUUAAUGUUUUGGAUAGCAAAAUCCACGGCCUUAUUUUACUGUUGACGAAACAAUUUUUUGGGUGAUUGUCACCAUGGUAUAACUGCAAUAUUUUCACACGCCCAGUUUGACCUGUACUUUUGGGGAUUGUUGGUACUAGCACACAUGUAACAUAUUAUUUCCUGAAAGGCCAAUAUGUUUUUGUA
This is a messenger RNA of Physcomitrium patens, 4535 nucleotides long. RefSeq lists its product as uncharacterized. The record is from RefSeq and is a predicted model, not a curated record. NCBI's taxonomy places the organism in Eukaryota, Viridiplantae, Streptophyta, Bryopsida, Funariales, Funariaceae. Gene Ontology annotation, biological process: endonucleolytic cleavage of tricistronic rRNA transcript (SSU-rRNA, 5.8S rRNA, LSU-rRNA); ribosome biogenesis; maturation of SSU-rRNA from tricistronic rRNA transcript (SSU-rRNA, 5.8S rRNA, LSU-rRNA). Gene Ontology annotation, molecular function: GTPase activity; GTP binding; U3 snoRNA binding. Gene Ontology annotation, cellular component: nucleus; 90S preribosome.